AUGCCGCAAAGACCAACCCGUGGAAACAAUCAACCACCAACGCCACCAGAAAUCAACUUGGUUGCAUUCCAAGCAGCUGUGUCUACCGCAGUCACAGUAGCACUGGCGCAAAUCCACAACGGGAACAAUGGUGGAGGCAAUGGACAGGGGGCUGGAAUGUUCGAGAUAUGCGGAUGCCCGGAUGAAGUCAAGGUGAAGUUUGCAACAUGUACAUUUGUUGAUCAAGCUCUCACCUGGUGGAAUGGACAUGUGGAGGCUAUGACUCUUCCAGUGGCUAAUGCCAUGCCAUGGACGUAA
This is a messenger RNA of Lactuca virosa, 297 nucleotides long. Lineage: Eukaryota; Viridiplantae; Streptophyta; Magnoliopsida; Asterales; Asteraceae. The record is from the annotation of a GenBank genome assembly.